Messenger RNA from Hevea brasiliensis (rubber tree), 1463 nucleotides. RefSeq lists its product as uncharacterized. NCBI's taxonomy places the organism in Eukaryota, Viridiplantae, Streptophyta, Magnoliopsida, Malpighiales, Euphorbiaceae. The transcript has a single exon. Bases 126 to 1235 code for a protein of 369 amino acids. The record is from RefSeq and is a predicted model, not a curated record.
CCCCAUCUCUUUUCUGCUCUUUCCCUCUCCUUUCCUUGCUCUCUUCUUCUCUAUAUAUUUAUAUUUAUAUUUCCCUCCUUCCAAACACAAAUCUGCCUCUCCCCCAUUUCUAAAUAGUAUCAAACAUGUUGAAGAUGGAAGUGUUAGUACCUCCACCUACCAUGGAUUUCGACUUCAAUGAUGCAAGACCUAUGCCAUUCUUGAGCGCUCCUUCUACUCCCAAACGUUUUGGCGAUUGCUCCCUCAGUGCUCCCACUAGUCCUUCACGGGUCGCCGACUUCUAUCGUCGUUUUGAUGAAUUCGCCUCGGAUGCAAACUCUACACCUGUAUCGCCCAAGGCUGCUGCUGCGCCUAAUAAUAGUGGUGGAGAUGAUUUCGCUUUUGAUUUCAGGUCUGAACUGGAAGAGAAUUCUCUCUCCGCUGAAGAACUUUUUGACGGUGGCAAAAUCCGGCCCUUGAAGCCUCCUCCUAGAUUACAGACGGAGGAGAGAAGUCCGCUUUUAUCACCGAGGUCACCCAGAUCACCUAUAGCUCAAGGGAAAAGGAUUAUAAGUGAGGUUUUUUCUCCGAGAAAGAAGAAAGAUUCAGAUCCGUUUGCUAUUGCUGUUAAAAAUACUCGAAAGAGAACCGAGAAUGAUGGUCGAAGGAGAACUGAAAAUGAUAGAGGUAGAGAGAGAGGUCCAGCGUUAGCAUCGAGUUCCAGCCGCAGAGCUACAAGAUCGCUUUCUCCAUAUAGAGUUUCAGAAUAUCCGUGGGAAGAAGAAGAAAGAACGCUACGAGAAACCACCAAACAAACAGCAGCUCCCAAUUCAAAAGCUUCACUGUCAUCAAAUUCUUCUUCUUCUUCUUCUUCUUCCUCUUCGUCUUCCUCAUCUACAAAGAGUGCUUCUAGAAAGUGGAGGUUGAGGGAUUUCUUGCUGUUCAGAAGCGCAUCUGAGGGAAGAGCAGCGGAUAAAGAUCCUUUGAGGACCAAGUAUCCAUCUUUCUUCAGGAAACCCGAAGAUGCAAAGAACACGAGCUUCCGGUCCACAGACAGCUCGGGUUCAGUGUCGGCAGCAUCGAGGAGAAAGGGGCCAGUGUCGGCUCACGAGUUGCAUUACACGAAGAAUAAAGCAGCAUCAGAGGAUUUGAAAAAGAAAACUUUCUUGCCAUAUAAACAAGGUAUAUUGGGGAGACUGGCCUUUAAUCCCACAGCUCAUGCGCUUGUCAAUGGCUUUGGAUCUCUUGCCCGUUAACCAAACAAUCUUGCUUGUUCUUUCAUUGAUAUCGACGAAAAAGCUGUAGAGCCAUAUGAAUUCUUUCGUUUUGUUUCGAUUCUUGCAAUUGUAAAAGGAUAGUAAAUAUAAUGAUAGCCAUAUUCGAUCAAAGCUCGGAUGUACGCAAUUAUCAUUUCAUUCAGUUAUUUAUAUCAAUUUCCCUUCAUUUGUAGACAUCUCUUUGCCAAUAUAUCAAAUUUUUGUUAA